AUGCAUUUGAAAAAUAUUAUUGAUGAGUUUUCAAAGGAGCGAAAAAGCAGGGAUGUUGCUACACGCAAUAACGAGGAGAAGGAUUUUUGGGAUUUAUUGAUGGAUUUUGAAGGCAGUGGCAAAGAUGAACCAUGGAAAAUGUCAGACAAACACAUUAAUUCGUUUAUAAUGGUGAGUAAAUUCAUAUAUUGGAACAAACUUGCAGAAUUGGAUGAAGCAAUUAGCGGAGGAACCGACACAACAGUGUCUACCGUAGAAUGGGUAAUGACAGAAGUUGCUCGCAAUCGAGAGGUAAUGAGCUGGAAGGACAGAGAUGAGAUUUCCCAUGUUGUUGGAUAUAACAGAAAUAUUGAAGAAAGUGAUAUUGGAAGUUUACCUUAUCUUGGUGCGGAUUCAGCUUCAUGGGAUAAUCCAUUCUCGUCUAAUCCAGAUCGUUUCUUAGGAGAUACUACUGAUUACCGUGGAAUACAUUCUCGGUUCUUACCGUUUGGCGCUGGAAGACGUAUGUUUCCUGGCCUCUCAAUGGUCCAUCAAAUUCUUCCCAUGUUGGUUGGAUCAUUGCUCCAAUCUUUCGAUUGGACCCUUGAGAAUGGCGUCGCUCCUGAAUCCAUAAACAUGAAUGGAAAAAUAGAGAUGUCAUUGAAGAAGUCCACUCCUCUAAGAAUAAUACCAAGAGCAUCGCCUCUUGCAGUGUGA
Molecule: messenger RNA, 696 nt
Organism: Papaver somniferum (opium poppy)
Lineage: Eukaryota; Viridiplantae; Streptophyta; Magnoliopsida; Ranunculales; Papaveraceae
Product: cytochrome P450 76A1-like
Exons: 3
Coding region: 1-696 (231 amino acids)
Molecular function (GO): iron ion binding; heme binding; oxidoreductase activity, acting on paired donors, with incorporation or reduction of molecular oxygen
Source: RefSeq, a predicted model, not a curated record